Molecule: messenger RNA, 873 nt
Organism: Annulohypoxylon maeteangense
Lineage: Eukaryota; Fungi; Ascomycota; Sordariomycetes; Xylariales; Hypoxylaceae
Product: Mgm101p-domain-containing protein
Exons: 2
Coding region: 1-873 (290 amino acids)
Biological process (GO): interstrand cross-link repair; recombinational repair
Cellular component (GO): mitochondrial nucleoid; mitochondrial chromosome
Molecular function (GO): single-stranded DNA binding
Source: RefSeq, a predicted model, not a curated record
AUGGCAUCACGAACAUUAACGCCGUUACGAGCGGCAUCUGGACGUCUCCAAUCUCCAGCGAGCCUGCAGAACCUAUCCCACCUACCCCGCCGAACACUCGUCAGCGCCUCCAAAGCGAAGCCCUACCAAGUCCCUCCCCGAUCGACCGCAACCUCAACAUCAACCUUCUCAAAACCCGCACCCGCAGCAUCAACCACCACCUCCAAACCAACCCCAACCCCAGCCGCCGCAGCGCCCAAACAAACACCAACCGCAGCCCGAACCCCCGUCCCAGCCGUCUCCGGCGUCCCCCUCCCCGACGCCCCAUCCCCGACCUCCCCAGCCGCCUCCGCCGACCACAACGGCAGCCCAAUCGACUGGACGCAGUCCUACCACGGUCUAGGCACUUCUUCAUUCGGGCCUGAGACAGCGCAAGUGCUACAAGCGCGGCUGGACGCAGACGACAUCGAAGUCAAGCCCGACGGCAUCAUAUACCUGCCCGAGAUCAAGUACCGGCGGAUUUUAAACGCGGCAUUUGGGCCUGGGGGGUGGGGGCUGGCGCCGCGGGGACAGCUGAUGGUGCAUGAGAAGUUGGUUACGAGGGAGUAUGCGCUUGUUGUGCAUGGGCGAUUCGUAGCGCAGGCUCGAGGCGAACAGCAGUAUUUCACCGAAGACGGCGUGUCGACAGCGGCUGAGGGAUGUAAAUCGAACGCGUUGAUGCGGUGUUGCAAGGACCUGGGUAUUGCGUCGGAGCUAUGGGAUCCGCGGUUCAUCCGCAAGUUCAUGAAGGAGCACGCGGUGCAGCAGUGGGUCGAGCACGUCACGACCAAGAAGAAGAAGCAGAUCUGGCUACGCAAGGACGACGAGGUUCGCUACCCGUUUAAGAAGACAUAG